AUGAAAUCUGCCCAAUGUGAUCCUGACACGUCUAAUCAGGAUAUCUUUGCUGGACUGUUAAGUGAUGAUGAAAAGAUGAACGUAAAAGAUGCUGAGGAUGCUGAUGAUGAUGACAUUGAAAUCAGUGUUUCCACUGAAUACGUUAUUAUGGUUGAAGAGAAAGACCUAUUCAUGGAAGCAAGGAAUAUUAAUGCCAUACUGCCAUUGCAGGGACACAUUAUUGUAUGCAGUUAUGAAAGGAAUGACAUCAUAGUUUCAGUUUACCGAGGAAAAGUUGAUGGAAUGGAGAGGAAAGACACUAAUGCUUUCCUGCUCUAUAGGACAUUCAUUUCAUUGAAACAGACACUUGGUGGAGGCUUGAAUGAAGUAGCUUCUCAGACUUUAUAUACACCUAGAAAUAGAAAUUGUAUUCUUGUCUGUUCCAUGCCUUCUAGUGUUGAUAAACCAAGGGUACAUUCUGAGAAAAUUCUUUUUCUAGAACCAAGCUAUUUCAGCAUGUUAUUUGGGCCAGAGAAUUGUUUGACCGAUUGUCCUGUAAUACUCAUGAGUACACCAGAUGGAAGGAUAUUUUAUUUGCCAAUGAAAAAUCUGAAAAAUGACAUUCCUGCUGGAGGAUUCAGUUUGCCAAUUUUUCCUUUGUACAAUAUGGAAGAGAGGCUCAUGAAUAUUCAUGAUAUGUAUUUGCAUUCACCAAAGAUGGAUGCAGUGACUACUGAAGAAGCUCCUAGCAAUGCUCUGGUUCUAGUUGGGAAUUCUGGGAAAAUUGUCAUUAUUUCAAAUCAGAAGGGAAGAUUGAAUUUCAAGGUUUAUAAUGUCAGGGGACCCGUCCUGUGUUCUAGUGUGCAUUGUACUUCACAAUUACUUGUUUAUUGUACACAGAGCAACACAUACAUUGCAAGGAUAACAAAUGCAAAUUCAUGUGAUGCUAGGAACAGCAGCAAAUUCAACAGCCAUGCAGCUCUUCUACCAAAUGUUCUCACCCCUGUUGACACUGGAAUAUGUGGUGUACUGGAUGUAAUAUGUACAAAUACAGGACAUGAGGCAGGUAGUGUGCAUUUAUCAGCACUCAAACACAAUGGCCAAGUUGUGAAAAUUACCAUGAAAACUGGUAACCAUGAAGACGACAUUACAACUUACACAACGGCAGCCAUUGCUGGUCAGAAAAUUAAAGAGCUAUUGAGCCUAAUUAGCAGUGUGUCAGAGAAAUUGGUAGAACAGAAUACCAAGAUAGAUACAGUGAAUUGUGCUUUGGAAGAACUGAACCAAGCCGCUCAUAUAGCAUGUACGAUCAAUGAUGGUAGUGUGGAUAGCUUGGAGUCAGGCUUCAAAUGUGUCGUAGUUCCCUAUGUGAAAGACAGAGGGUGUACGUGUGAGUAUGGUGUGACUAUUAAGUUAACUAAUGAUAGUCCCUGGAUACUCACUUCAUCUUGGUGUUGGAUAAUAUGCAUACAGGAUCGACAAGUCUGGUCUGAAGGAACAGCAAAGCAAAUCACAAAGUCUGUUCAUUUCAAUCAUUUACAACCUGGUGAUUUUCAUGAAAUUGACAUCCCUUUGGAUUGCGAUGAUGACGUACAGUUUUCUCUUCCAAUCACAGUCUCUAGUUAUUUGCAUUUCAACACGCUGCAAGUCAUGGAAAGACUUGACAUAAAUGCAGCAUUUCCAGAAUCAGAUAUCACAUUAUCAGAGAAUGGAAUAUGCUUACAGCUCUCUACAGACAUGCUGGAUGUUUUACAUUUCCUCAGGACUUUACCGCGAACUGCUUUACUAACGUCUGUUGGUUGUAGAGGAUUGUUUAGUAGACAGGGUUCAAAGUUAGAGUACACACUGCAUCAGAUUGCACAGCAUAGACCAGCAUGUGAGAGUGGACAAGCUGAUGCGAAAACACUUGAAGGACACAGAUUUACAGCCAAAGUGUUGAUAUCAACAGAGUUAGUACACCAUUACAUUGUAAAAGAAGGAGAUCUCAUUACUGAAGAUAAUAAAUCAGCAUUGCAGUCACAGUUACUGAAUCUGCUUUUCACCAAGAAUGUCAUGCUUCCGGAUUCAGAGGUCAUUCAACUCUUGACACCACAAGGUUUUCAUAUCACAGUGAUGUGUAAUCUAGUCGUAAUGGAUAAGAAUCAAGUAAUUGAAUUAAAAAUUAUGACGGAUUCUGUCGCUCUCCUUUCUUAUAUCCUGUUAACAAUAAUGAUUCUACCGUUUGACUUGAAUGGAUUUAGUUAG
Molecule: messenger RNA, 2223 nt
Organism: Saccoglossus kowalevskii
Lineage: Eukaryota; Metazoa; Hemichordata; Enteropneusta; Harrimaniidae
Product: Fanconi anemia core complex-associated protein 100-like
Biological process (GO): interstrand cross-link repair
Cellular component (GO): nucleoplasm; Fanconi anaemia nuclear complex
Molecular function (GO): protein binding
Source: RefSeq, a predicted model, not a curated record